AUGUGUUGGUACCAAUUGGAUAGUUCUCGGCAAUCCAAAGUGGCAUCUUUUUCAUCGGCAUCGGAACAACGUGUUCGACCGUUUUACGUACACUUGGAACGAAGAGCGGACGCGCGAGUGCAGUCAAUGCUCUACCAGCGCUGGAGUUGUCCGUUGCGAAUGGUCAAGCUUACCUCCACUACGGUAUUAGUAUUGUGGCUAUGGGGCGGGACUCUGUGCGGUAUAUCACAUCGGUGCGACGCCUUUUCCGUAUUUACCCGGACACGGAAUCGAAACGGACCCAAGCGAACCGUCACUACACGACGGAGACGCUCUUUUGGACUCCCUUACAGCACCGACUCGCGGCUCUACUCUGACAAAAAUCACAACAACAACGACAACAAAUUCGGAUUCGGCCAACGUGUGGCUUCCGUCCAGUGCGCCGUGCUCGGGGCACUCACGGGGAGUCUCGCCGUCGCACCGGUGGUGGCGCUGCACGACCUGAUCUUUGGUAGCGGCGUCGCGCAGUGGGAAUUCGAUACGGACACGGCCGCCGUGGAAGGCGCCCUCUUCGCCAUUGUUUACCGCUACUGCGUCCGAGAAGACGACAACGCGCAACUCGCCCAAGGCGUCGUCGGUGCCUUUGCUCUCGUUCGGACGUUAUCCCGUAUCGUCGUCCCGUCCUAUUGUACGGCUCUACCGCUUCGCUGUGGACCGCCCUUGGGAUAUUUGGACUGGAACAUCCUGGGCGAACUUGCCGGAAACGGGGCCGAAUCCGCCGUUCUCUUUGGUGCCGUCGCCGCCGCCAUGGAAUGGGCCACCAAUAGAAAGUACAUUGCCAAGUUUCCGGGCUAG
This is a messenger RNA of Phaeodactylum tricornutum CCAP 1055/1, 834 nucleotides long. RefSeq lists its product with no specific name. Bases 1 to 834 code for a protein of 277 amino acids. Lineage: Eukaryota; Bacillariophyta; Bacillariophyceae; Surirellales; Neidiaceae. The transcript has a single exon. The record is from RefSeq and is a predicted model, not a curated record.